Aspergillus melleus is the source of this 1431-nucleotide messenger RNA. RefSeq lists its product as uncharacterized. Bases 1 to 1431 code for a protein of 476 amino acids. The record is from RefSeq and is a predicted model, not a curated record. NCBI's taxonomy places the organism in Eukaryota, Fungi, Ascomycota, Eurotiomycetes, Eurotiales, Aspergillaceae. The transcript has a single exon.
AUGGACGACGUGAACAAUGACGGCAGCCCUAACUGGGAUCCCUAUGCAAAUCCUCCCGCAGAACAGGUCCAUACUACCUGGGAUAUAGAGGGCCUGCCGCAUACGGUGACAGAGAAUUAUGCGCAGCCCACGAAUGCAGGCCAGUGGACGAGCGAUGCAUGGAUGACUGCUGCAGCAACGACUACCUUGACUUGGGCUUCGCAGGUUACCAGCGAUGUUAGUAUCAGCCAGACUCAGUGGCAGAGUGAGACUGAGACGUGGACUCAGUAUACAAGUGCUCCUACAACUACAGCUACAGACACAUCCAUAUCCACAGACUCCAUCAGCUCAAUAACAUCAUCAUCACAAACCUCAUCAGCAACAACAGAAGUCACCACCACAACCACAUCCUCAACUACAUCUCCAUCCACAACCUCAUCAACAACCUCAUCAACAGCAAGCGCAACAAACCCCCCUAUCCCCUCCACCUCCUCCCUCCCCACAAAAACCAAAAUCGCCAUCGCCGUCCCCAUCUCCCUCAUCGGCACCGCCCUCCUCCUCGCCCUCCUCAUCCUCCUCCUCCGCUACCGCCGCCGCCACAAGUCCCAUGGAUCCGGUCCAUACAUGGACAUACGCGAAAACCCAUCAACACACGUCCCAUCACACGCCCACUCGGACUCGCAGGGCGGAAAUGCCCCAAACCCGUGGGAUACGAUGACUCCGCAUUUAUUCUUCCUAGGGGGUACUCCGGGGGCGAUAGGGGGCAGUAGUCGAAGUAUCAGAAGUAGUAGACACGCCUCGGAGAGGGAUGUGAGCGUGUACGAUGUCACGAAUCCACACCAGCAGCUGCAGGGAGAAAUGGAAGACGGUGCAAGUGCGGGCCCGCGAACAAGCCAACCUAAUCUUCGUCAAGGAUUCCAUCGUCCUUCGGUGAUUGUUUCUGAUGGGUUUAUUCCGGAUCCGUUGCAUUCGCAUCCGAAUACGCCGAUUAUGGAUGCGGCUUCGGUGUCAGGACUAGCGUCUGCGUCUGCGUCAGCUCUAUCGUUAGCAGGUGGAGGUGGAGGAGGAGGAGGGACAGGAGCAAUUGGUCUAGCGCGUACCACUACGCAUGAACCUGCACAUGAACAUGACCAUUCGUCUCAACGAGGCAUAAGCAGAAACAGCCACACACCAUCCCCCAAACCAUCCUCAACCCUAGAAAUAGAGACACACGACCUCGAGCGCCAUCGACCUCAAUCCCCAUUCAACCAUCCACUCGACGACGCAGUAUCCGAGAUCUCGCGCUUCAGCGGACGCCGGAGCACCUUUUUCGGGGGCCAUGGGGCAGGACAAGGACAUCAUUAUCGGGGCGUGGAUGAUCGGGGGUCGAUAUCGUCGGUUUCGUCGGUUUCGUCGGUUAGUGAUGAUGAGGGUGAUGAUGUUGGGAGGGGCGGUCAUUCGCGGAGGAGGUAA